GAAAAGGAAAGAAGUAAUUCUUAGCACCAAUCAACGAAUGAUGUAUUCGUCUUUUCUUACCACAAUGUUAUCACACCUAUUCGUCGGCUUGUGUUUACUCUUCAUUCAAGUCGCGGCUGUAUUGGUGAAUAUAGACCGAUAUAAAGGGGAAAUCCAAAGGACUCAUAAUAUGCUCAGAUCAUGGCAAAAUGCUGCAGAUAUGAAAUAUAUGUACUGGGAUAGCGAUUUGGAAGCUCGUGCCGGACAAUGGUCAGAAGGAUGUAGGUUUGAACAUCAAAUGCGUGGUUAUGGAGAAAAUUUGGCUUUCAUGUCUAGCACUGGUCCUGCACCUAGGCCUCGUGAAACAAUUAUGGACGGUAUAAGAAAUUGGUAUAAUGAGAUCAGUUUGUGGCAACGCAGAAGUCCACAACAGAGGCUACAAUUUUGUGGUGCAGCUUGCCAUUAUACACAGUUAGUAUGGUCACGAACGAGUCGAUUAGGAUGUACUCUUAGUUAUUGUCCAGUGUUAGUGGACGAUAGAGGAUCGACCUAUCGCAAUGCCAUGUAUUUUGUCUGCUUUUAUGACCCUCAAGGAAAUAUAGUGGGACAGCCUGUUUUCACUCCAGGUCCCCCAUGCACCCGGUGUCCGGGAGGCAGGGAACCUUGCAGAAAUGGUUUAUGUGCAGGUCCAGGUAAAUUUAAAAAUAAGAAAUAG
Molecule: messenger RNA, 694 nt
Organism: Mytilus trossulus (common blue mussel)
Lineage: Eukaryota; Metazoa; Mollusca; Bivalvia; Mytilida; Mytilidae
Product: cysteine-rich secretory protein LCCL domain-containing 2-like
Exons: 5
Coding region: 38-694 (218 amino acids)
Source: RefSeq, a predicted model, not a curated record